AUGAAGAAUGCUGCGAUCUACGCCGCCACCCUCUUUCUCUCUUCCGCCCUGGCCUUGCCGUCCGCUGGCAAUGUAGGCUCUGGCUCAUCCGUGGCAGCUCGUGACGUUGUCAAGUUCAACCAGUACAAAACUCUGGACGACUGCAAGAACGACAGGGACAUUCUCUACCAUGCAGCUCCCGUCUCGGCCAGAUGCUACGAUAUUGACGAUGCUACCGGCGCCUUCUUUUAUAACUCUGCCGGUUUCACUCAGGUCCAUCUGUACAACAACAAGGGCUGCACUGGCGAUGACCAGAAGCUCCCAAUCUAUGGGGGUCUUUGCAUGGAGAAGGGCGGAAAGAAUUCUAUCAAGAUGUGGUAA
This is a messenger RNA of Colletotrichum karsti, 360 nucleotides long. RefSeq lists its product as uncharacterized. The transcript has 3 exons. NCBI's taxonomy places the organism in Eukaryota, Fungi, Ascomycota, Sordariomycetes, Glomerellales, Glomerellaceae. The coding region runs from base 1 to 360 and encodes 119 amino acids. The record is from RefSeq and is a predicted model, not a curated record.